Messenger RNA from Capsicum annuum, 535 nucleotides. RefSeq lists its product as uncharacterized. Lineage: Eukaryota; Viridiplantae; Streptophyta; Magnoliopsida; Solanales; Solanaceae. The record is from RefSeq and is a predicted model, not a curated record.
ACAACUACUUUACCGGUCACUAUUCACACGUCACCCCCAACUAAUUAACUCGCCAGAACCCGCCGAAUUUUGAAAUAAAAACCCUAGCCGCCACAGAAUUCCCUCAACAAUGGCGGCGUUCACACUUACUCUCCCUCUUUCUCCACCCAAUUUUGUCUCACCGGACACCAAUUCCCCAAUCGGCGCAGCUUACAUAAGCCAUUUAAGCCGUUUCCGUAACCUUAGCCGGUCAAUUUCCUGUUUGGCUCAUCCAGAGAAGGAGCCAUUUAAGCCGAUAACAGAGGAGAAGAUUCUAGAAGCAGUAGCUGAUUUCAACGGUGCCGAGAAAAGUAUACCGUGUUUGAGAACUUAUGAGAAUGAUUUAGGUAGACUUACGUUGAUUGGCGGUGUUGAUUUUCAGCAAGCACUUACCGCUGCGGCGGCGGAUGGUGGUGAAGCUGCUGGUGAACAUAUUGCUGCUGGUGUUAAUGCUAUGGUUGUUGAAACAUUGUUUCCAGGGUAUAUGAAUGAGCGCAGUACUGUAUCUACUAGAUUG